Messenger RNA from Necator americanus (New World hookworm), 366 nucleotides. RefSeq lists its product as uncharacterized. The transcript is spliced from 3 exons. The record is from RefSeq and is a predicted model, not a curated record. Lineage: Eukaryota; Metazoa; Nematoda; Chromadorea; Rhabditida; Ancylostomatidae. Bases 1 to 366 code for a protein of 121 amino acids.
AUGCAAGGGCAAACUUCUUCCGCGGCAAUAGAACCGGGAGCGUUUCCCUUUCUGGAUGCACUUUGUGAAAGAAUCCGCAUCGACCUGCCAUGUCGAUUUUCGGUUGGAGAGGAACUCCUCGGUUUCUCUUAUGGAACCGUGUCUGUAGUCUUCAGUACCGAUGAUAGGCCGACAUACGCGGUUAACGAAGAGCCACAGACCGAGUCGGAGGUUCUGGUCUGUGAUCGAAAGAUGAAAGUUGGAAAAUCUGGUGGAGACGACAGAAUUGGCGCAGAAAUGCUGGAAUAUCUUCUUCCGUCUAUGAUUCGCGAGAUGACGAAGAUCAUCCGUCUAACAGACAUCGACAAAAGGAUAUCUGACCCGUAG